AUGGACGUCAAUGUGUCUGGAAGCGAAGAUGUGUUUAGUGGCUGUCCGUUGGGAGCUGGUGUUUCUCAUUUUCAACGGCAAUCGUCGCGACGCGUUAGCAGAUCAUCUCGUCAGCCUAAGCUGUCGGUCAGGAGGCAGAGUGAGUUGUUUCGAGAUUACUCAGAGAACAGGCCAUUUCAUGACUUGAGUUAUCCAGUCAACACUGGGAUUGAACCGUACACUGACAUUGAACUUCAAGAGUUGUAUGGACAGGUGUACAUCAGUAGAUUUGAUAAUCGAGACUGUGGAGAUUUGUUGAAGAACAUUGGACUGAAUUUGUAUGAUUUGCUCAAUGCACUCGAGUCGAUACAUGUACAUCUAUUUGUUGAGCAAAUACCCGUCAUUCAAAUUCCCUAUCAGAUGUAUUGUGAGAAGAAAGAAUCGGAUGAAACUCUUUUGUUUCACUUCUUUGCGUUGCCAAACUCUCGAUUUACGGAUCCACAAAAUAUGGUUGCUGGAAUUAUCAGACAAACAGCUCUCUUUGCAUUCAAAAUGGAUGUCUCAGUUAAUCUGGAACUGGAAGAAAAGUGUGGAGAUAUCAGACACAGUGUGUUUGCCAUUAAGGAAGUUUUUGGGAAAGGCCAGGAACCAGUUGGUCGUUUGUUUCCUCGCAUGACGGGGGCACACUACUACUUCCCUCGUGAGCUGCUUGUCUCACCCAAGACUCUGUGCAAGGCGUGUCCAUUUCAUGUUAUCUUUGAUCGUGACCUCAAUCUAGUUGAGAUUGGCUCCUCUUUGCAGCGUUUAUUGAAAAUUGAUCUGAACGAAGACGGAACUGUGGCUUCCCGACUGAAUUUUGCAUCCGUGUUUGAGUUGAAGCGUCCACCGUUGAUUGAGCUGGCGUUUGAUAUGUUUCUUGAUCGAUUUAAUUCCGUGGUGGAAGUGAAGAUCAAAGAGUCCGCUGCAGUUUCUAUUACUCGUCGAAGUCGAAGUCGCAGCAGCAGAAGUCGCAGUCGAAGUCAUACGUCUAGUACAGAAGAUGAUGAUUAUGGAACUUGUCGUGCUUGCAUUACCAUUCGUGGCCAGAUGAUUUAUGCCCUGGAAUCCGACUCGCUGCUAUUUCUUGGCUCACCACUUGUCCGCACACUCGAUGAUGUCGAUCAGUUUGGUCUUUAUAUUAGUGAUAUUGCCGUUCAUGAUGCCACACGUGAUUUGAUUUUACAAAAUGGUGCAUAUCAGGGUCAUCUAACGCUCGUUGACCAGCUGGAAAAGAUGAAUAGUGACAUUGAAAUAGCUCAGCAGAGUUUGAAGGAGCAGCAGGAAGGCUCAAACAAACUCCUUCGUUCCAUGCUUCCGAAUCCAGUGGCAGAUGCUUUAUUACGAGGAGAAGAAGUCAUGCCUCAGCAAUAUGAGAGUGUCACAAUCAUGUUCAGUGAUCUUACAAAUUUUGCGGAUCUUACAGCAGAUUGGGAGCCUCGUCAGAUUGUUGAUUUACUCAAUCACAUGUACACAGAGUUUGACGAGAUUCUCCCGUGUCACAAUGUGUACAAGGUUGAAACUGUGAAUGACUCGUACAUGGUGGUGGGAGGUUGUCCUGAAGAGAAUGAGCAUCAUGCACGGGAGGUAGCAAGAAUGGCAGUGGACAUGAUGGACACAAUGGAUGUCAUCAAACAUCCAGUCACUCACAAUUCACUAACUGGCCAGCUGCGAAUUGGUAUUCACUCUGGUUCCAUCAGAGCGGGCGUAGUGGGAACCGAGCGUCCACGAUAUUGUUUGUUUGGAGAUACUGUCAAUGUGACCAGUCGCACAUUGACUGCUGGCAUUUCAGGCGCCAUUACGAUCACAGAACACACUCAUGAAAAACUCAAGCAUUACGACGAAUUUGAUUUACUGAAUCCUAGAGAUGUGCAGAUGAAAGGCGUGGAGAAACCUGUGACAUGCUACACUCUGAUGCCGAAGGAGCGUUCAAUGUCACUUUGUUCUGCAGAGUCGACCUCUUUACGAAGGAUGAGCAGGCAGAUCAAGUUUGAAUGGAUGUCGUAUGCUCCUACAGUUUCAGCUUCGGUUCUUGACAGAAGGUAUCUAGGAGGACGAAGUGUAUCAUGUCCUCAACCUGCUGGGAAUCCAAACUUUAGUUAUUUGUCAAUGGGUCAUGCUUUUUAUAAAGGAAAUCAAAGCUUGUUGGCGAGCUUCGAGCACCAGCAUUGUGUACUGCCAGUAACAAGUGCUCCACCAAAGUCUAAAAUGUCAAAGGAAGGCAGUGGAUCUUCAAUUAAAAGUCGAGGGAGCAGAACUUCGUCAUCAAGAGCAGCAACGUCAGCAAAGUCAUCACUAGGUAUAUUUGCCUCUCAGAAACCGCUUCGAGCCAGCGUAUCUCAAAGUCCCGGAGGACUGAUGAUAACCGUGUCUUCACCACAUGGCAGUUCUCUCACCGCAACACAAGAAGAGGACGAGUCAGAAGAGUUUGGUGUUAACUCAAAACAAGUCAGACAACAACAAUUCGCUUGCACAGAUGAUGUCUUUUUGGGAGAUCAAAUCAAGUUGUCUCAACCACAGAAUAUCACCACAUCACAGGCCAUGGAUGGUACUGAUAUUGAUGCAGUGUCCUUACUUGAACUGGAAAUGCUGAAAGUAACUCUGCCAUCACAAAGAUCUGUGUUGGAAUCACAUGUUUAGAACAGUUCACUGUAGUCGUAGGUACAAGUAUGUUACAGUAAUGAACUCUGUUGUUUAAAUUUUGUAGAUGCAGUAAACUAGUGUGUUAAUUAAUUAAGUUAAUUAAAUGUUUAGCUUAGGAACCACAUGACAUAUAGAAAUGACACAUACGUACAAAUGACACAUAGAACUACACGUG
Molecule: messenger RNA, 2833 nt
Organism: Corticium candelabrum
Lineage: Eukaryota; Metazoa; Porifera; Homoscleromorpha; Homosclerophorida; Plakinidae
Product: guanylate cyclase soluble subunit beta-1-like
Exons: 7
Coding region: 1-2655 (884 amino acids)
Biological process (GO): response to oxygen levels; cGMP biosynthetic process
Cellular component (GO): guanylate cyclase complex, soluble
Molecular function (GO): heme binding; guanylate cyclase activity
Source: RefSeq, a predicted model, not a curated record